CCCCGUUCCCCUCCAUCACGCCGAUAUCAAGUAAUCUUGCAAGGAAAAGGCGACCCGCGCCUUGCAGACCCGUCAAACUUAGGGAUCCGGCUCCAUCCAGGAGUGGCGAAGGAUGGCAGCUCUCUCAAUUCUCCAGACUUGAGCCCUGAACCGCACCCCACCGACUUUGUUCGUGUCGCACCUCUCGAUCAAUCGGGGGGGAACGAGCCAUGGACGGCCUCGAGGACGACCCGAAUCGGGUGACGGCGCUUUGGCCGGAUCCGCCACCUUUCUGGAGAGAUUUCACGCCGGAGAACAUUGAGCGUUUCGAGAGCCUCAAAGAGGAUUACGCCGAUCAGCAGGGCUUGAGCGCCGACGCGGUCAUCCGGAUUCCCAACAUACCAGAACAUCUUAUUAACCUCCAGCCGCCUUCCGAGCCUGCCGACGGAAAGUGGAGGUUAUUCAGCGAGCCUGAAACUCUCACCGAAACCCUUCAAAGCCUCGAAGACGCCGGCAUCCAGCGACUGGGCCCGACAUCUGAGAUAGAUCGGGACAGCAAGCACCUUGAUCGUGGAUUCGAGCUCAAGAAAUUAGUCAAGUCCCUUCUGCUCAACUAUCUCGAGUUAGUGGGACUGAUGGGUCACAACCCGGCGCAUGCUGCCGGAAAGAUCGAAGACAUCAAAGUUCUCCUCCUCAACUUCCACCACACGCUUAACGAGUAUCGCCCGCAUCACGCGCGCGAGCAGUUGAUCCAGAUGAUGCACGCCCAUGGCGACCAGAUACGCGCCGAGACAGCCGGAAUUCGGAGCGUGGUAGACAAGGCGAAGCGAAUGAUUGAGGGACUGGCCAGUAUCCAGGUGCCACAGCUGGAGAAGGGGCCUAGCGAGAAGGAAGCUCUCGAGCCUCGACCUGAGCAGCUGCAAGAGCAGAGGGAGCUGGCAGGGUGGAAGAGAAUUGAUGAGGAGUUUUCAUGACUGUCUCGUACAACAGUUUUGCCUAGGUCUGUGUCUCAAGCAGAUGUGGAUGCCAAAGGAGAAACGGCUCUGCAUCAUAGUGAGCAGAUGUAUUCUAUCCAACUCUCACCGCGGCUUCAUGUGAAAACAACAGAAGACAAGACACGAUCUCGUGGGUGAUAUACUCUAUACCCAGUGGCAAACAAUCUAAAGCCACACGAGUCACUGGGGCGAUUG
Thermothelomyces thermophilus ATCC 42464 is the source of this 1169-nucleotide messenger RNA. RefSeq lists its product as uncharacterized. Gene Ontology annotation, cellular component: core mediator complex; mediator complex. Lineage: Eukaryota; Fungi; Ascomycota; Sordariomycetes; Sordariales; Chaetomiaceae. The transcript has 3 exons. The record is from RefSeq and is a predicted model, not a curated record. Gene Ontology annotation, biological process: regulation of transcription by RNA polymerase II. Gene Ontology annotation, molecular function: transcription coregulator activity. The coding region runs from base 210 to 953 and encodes 247 amino acids.